Molecule: messenger RNA, 4126 nt
Organism: Micromonas commoda
Lineage: Eukaryota; Viridiplantae; Chlorophyta; Mamiellophyceae; Mamiellales; Mamiellaceae
Exons: 2
Coding region: 1-3549 (1182 amino acids)
Source: RefSeq, a predicted model, not a curated record
AUGAAGGGCCCUCCGCUGCCCCACGUUCGUGACUGGCUGGGCGCGCAGUCACUUUAUUUAUUUGGGGUUUGGGCAACUAUCGUCGGCAUUCAGUCAGGAUCCAGCCAGUCCGUUAUCAGAACCCUUAACGUCCGCGACUCGUCCGCGAUCGGCACCCCGACCGCCACAACCGUCGGGAGCGAGGGCGCCCGCAUGCUGGUCCGUGCGGGGCGACGCGUCAGUCGCGAGAGCGGCGGGGUGAUCCGUCCCUGGCUCGCGCCCUGGUUCUCCGCCUCCGACUCGGUUCGCAGCGGCGGCGGCGCCCGCGUCGAUGCCGCCGGCGCUGCAGGAUCCAUUCGCCCCGGGGCGGGCGACGGCUUCCUCGGCGGGCCCACGACCGGGACCAUCGCGGGCCCGAUCCUGGCGACGAUUUCCCCGAGGUCGUUUUGGAGGAGCGCGUUGGAGGCGCUAGAACGCGCCAUCGAACCCUCGGCGACCCCGACGCCCGGGACGCCAGUCACCGUCUCCGACGAUGCCCAACGUGACGACAGCCACGAUGCGACGGACGCGGUGUCGGCGGACGCCUCGGACGAUUUCCUCGCUCAUUUGCCCAAUCGCAAAAGUCGGUACGAGUCAGAUGCGCGGUGGCCGAGACCACUGUCGGCGCACCCCAAGGUUGAAGAACUGCUCAAGCGCAAGGGCCUCUUCGCCAAACGUACCGGCUCCGGCGCCAUCUCGAGCUGGUGGCCGAAACGAAUCAUCAAGGCUCUCAGACGGUGCGGAGAGGACCGCAGUCAGGCCGACCGAUGGAACAGGGACGACGUGUUGUGGCUGCUGCGGAACGCCAAGGGCCAUCCGCGCCUGUCGUCGAGGGAAGAGACGGAAAAGUGCUGGAAGGACAAGAGCACGGUGCACGAGUACAUCGCGAUGCUGUCACUGUUUGCCGGGCGCGGGUCGCCCCUCGCGCUCGCGAAGAGCAUGGGAUCCGAUGAAGUGAUGGAAGCGGUGAGGCAGGUGCCGCUGGGUUGGACCGGCCUCGCGUUCAGAGAUCGCAGCGGCCACGGCCCGGAGCGAGUGCCGUUUGGUCCCAAGGAAUUGUCCACGGAAAGAUGGCGCAAGUAUGAAAAAGAUGGCACAAGAGAGAUGGAGGAGCCGACGCACCGCCCGGUGUUGACCGAGCGCCUGAGCUACGCCUCGCGUUUUCGGAAAAAUAGGAAGGUCGACAUCAACGAGGCGACGGGCGACAACCUGAGGGCGUACAGGUUCAGGUGGUGGGACGCCACCCACUUGGUGGCGAUCACGCGGCUGUGGGGAACCAUUUCCAGGAAACACGACUUCAUCCCCGCGCCGCAGGCGGCGGUCCUAGGCUCGUACACCCACUUGGCCCUCGCGGCUGACGCCGCAGUGGCUCUGUCGCGCCACAUCGAGAUCGACGACGGGAUUGACGACGACGGGACUCGGUUCGUCUCGGAUGAAAAGACGAACCCGCCUCAGACGGUAUUCAUCAGGAAGCUCUCUGAGCCGUUUGACCAGUACACCAACCGAGGCACCCAAGAUGGCGUGGUCAAGCUGAUUCAGUACGGCGUCAGGGGGUGGCUCGACAUGGCCACGCUGUGGGGUCCGGAAGAACCCUGGCCCAACGGGUUCGGCGUUGACCAUACGCGAUCUGGAGCCCCGGGCGCUGACGCCGCGUCGAGGCAAACCUUCCACGCGAUGGUCCCGCCCGUGGAGCUGGCGGCGAUGACAAACGCGUUCAUUCAUUUCGCGGGCCUCGACCCAAAACUGGACAAGGAUCAGCUGUCGACGUGGGCGCGGCUCAACUCCCUCUGGUCGCGGUGCACCCGAGCCUCGGGCACCAACUGGUACUACGCCAACCUCUGGUACCCUGGAGGCCAAGGGAAGCAGCAUUAUCCCGGCACGCAUCUUACACGGAACGUGGGCAUUGACAAAAGAAAAGGCCCCGUGGACGUCUGGGACGCUUGCGCCGUGACGGCGCACCCGUCGGGUAAGCAAGUCACUGUGCGAAAGUCUCGAACGCUCGAGGCGCUGCUGGGCGUCACCCGCGAGACGGCAACCGCGUGGCAGGCGACCGAUAUCCUCUGUGGGGCUGCCGACGCGUACUGCUUCGCGUACUUUGGCGGUUACACUUAUCCCGCGCCGAUGAGUGCGCUUGCAUCGCACGUCUUGGGAGUCGCCGAUCACCUCGGGACUCUCGCGGACGCCGGCGCGCUGAAACCUCCCGAUGCCCUGCGGAGUCUCGUGUCCAUAGCGCAGUUCCAACAAGCGAUGGCGAUGGCCGGCGGGGAAACGUCGGGCGCGGCGGGGACGUGGUUGAAAAUAAUGGACGUGGUCGUCGAGGCUGCAGCGGCGGAUGGCCUGUCACCCACCGAACUCUCCCGCGCGCUGCUCUGCUGGGGAAAGUACCUGGAGGCCCGCGGGGUGGAGAAGGUCGAUGGAACAGUUCCCCUCGAUCCCAUCGCUGACGACGAGGGCGACCUGAGGCGCCUGAACGCACUCGUCGACGCGUUCGCUCGUUCCGUUACGGAAGCCACCCCGGAGGACCUUCACGGCGUGGCGGUUGCGUUGGACCGUUUCAUCGACCGUUACAGCGACAACCCCCACGCCCUGGCGUUCACCGACGGCGGCGACUCCAUCCGCGCGAUCGCCCGGGAGGCGGCGGCGCGGAUCGUCCCGACGAUGGCGAGAGAGGCUACGCGACGGAAGUCUGCGCACGAGUUGGUGAAAACCAUCCACCGCGGGUUUGGUCGCCGGCUCGGCGAGUUGCCCCAGUUUCGCCAGCGACCCUUACCGAUUGAGUUCAAGCACGCGAUGAACCACGCGAGGGACCAGCUGGCGCUCCACGCCGCCGCGACCGCCGACGCGUGCGCGCUGCAGGCUUACGCCCUGAGGUUCCUGGGCGAGGACGCCAGCGGGACCCCGCCGCCCGCGCCCGAGGAGUUUCUCGCUCGGUCCUCGGCGGUGGCGGCCGCGGCGCGGGACGGUCUUCUGCCGACGAUCGUCCUCGCGAGGGCGAUGCGCGCGUGGGCUCGCGUGCGCGCGGCGACGGCGGGCGGGUUGAUCGCGGACGAGGCGGACGUCGCGGCGGUGCACGAGGCUCUGGAGGCGUCGUCGAGCGAGGGUGGUUUGCACGAAGAGACGGUGAGGAUGCUCGAGGAGGCGGAGGCGCUUUUCCGACAGACGAUUGCGAUUGAGACCAACGCUGGCGGAGGCACCGGGGACGAUGUCGAGGACGAGGAUCCCGAGGUCGAGGUCGAGGUUGACGAGGAGCAGGACGAGGAGCAGGACGAGGAUCACGACGCAAACCCAGAUCUAUCAGACGACGCCGCUAUCGAAUUUGAAGCGGUUAAGGAUGAUUGGCUCGCGAGGCUGCCAAAGACCAAGGCUGCCAAGCUGCUCGAGGCGAUCGACGCCUGCGCGGAUGACCUAGAGGUGAUGGAGGCGGUGGCUGCAUCGGCGGAGGAGGACGCCACCAAGGUGAGAGCCGGCGCGAGGGCGCGGGUCCUGGAGGCGACGGCAAAGCUCCGAGUCGCACGGUCCCUGUUCCGAUAGGUUGGCUACCUUUACAGUUCCUUCUACUCGCUACUCGGUCUUGGUCUUCAAUAAUAGCUGCCGUAGUCGAGGCCCUUGACGCGGUCUACCUUCUGCCUCGUCAUCUCCUUCAUCGCCGCGUCCACCGCCUCGUCCUCCUCCUCAGCCUUCUCCCUUAUCGUCCUCGCGUCCCUCGCCAUCUGCGCCAACUGCGCCAGCGAUCUCUCGUUUCUGGCAGACUCGAUUGCCGCCAUCGUCGCCGAGGACUCGCUCAGGUCAAUCUCGAGCACGUCAGCGUCCAUCUCGAGCGCCUUAAGCGCCUGGGAUACCUCGCGGAACCCGUCGAGAACCUUUCUCGAUUCUUCUGCGCGCUUCUUUUCAGCCGCGGACAUCUUCUUGGCCAACUCCGCUUCUCUCCGCGCCAUCCGUUUUUCAGCCUCAACCGCCCUCUGCUCCGCGUCGGAGAGCUCCUUGCGCCUGAGCUGCUUCUCGGAUCCCGACUUGGACGACCGGUCCGAGGGUGCCGAGGGUGCCGUUCCGGCGAACAUGACAGCGCGUUCCCGCGCCGUCCGCGACGUCCACCACCACUCCCCGCCCU